UCUCUAAUCUCUAUUUCUUGUGUGUAUUAUUAUUAGUUAUUACAAUAAUUACACUCUUCUCUUGCUAAGUUGCUAUUGCAUAAAUCGUUUAUCGUACCUAAUAGAUUUAUCCGUUAGACCACAUAAAAAAAUUGGGCUACUGGUGUAGCCUAAUUAUAUCUUCAUUAUGAAUUUAAGCAAAAAUAUUGCGUUAAUUUGUAAACUACCGUCGCAUUUAACGAAGGUAUGGCCUGCAGUUAUAGUUCAAACUCGAUUUUAUCCACGACCUACUAGUUUCCCUGACUAUUUUCAAAAGCCAGUAUUUAGGAAGGAAGAUCAAGCAAAACUUAUUGAGAGUAAUGAGCUGAGUAAAAUAGCAACAGUACCGGUAAAGCCACCUACUGUUGCAGAAACUUCUUCUGUUUAUUAUGAUCCUCUAGUGAACAAAGUUAUUAACCAUGUAAUGAAAAUGGGAAACAAGAAAUUGGCAAGAAGUUUGGUGGAAAAAGCAUUUGAAAAUAUUAAAAGGACACAGAUUGAACGCUAUCAUCUUGCAAAAACACCUGAAGAGAAAGCAAAAAUUGAAUUAAAUCCUAGAGAUAUCCUGCAUAUGGCUGUUGAAAAUUCUAAACCGCUGCUGCAGUUGCUACCCAUUAAAAGGGGUGGUAUAACCUAUCAGGUGCCUGGCCCAAUCACUGAAAAGAGAUCCUUAUUUAUGGCUAUAAAAUGGUUGUUGGAAGCAACAAAUGACAAGGAAAGGACUGUUCAUUUUCCGGAACAGUUUGCCUGGGAGCUUUUAGAUGCUGCAAAUAAUACAGGAAAAGUUGUCAAAAGGAAACAAGAUCUUCACAGAUUAUGUGAAGCUAACAGAGCCUAUGCACAUUAUAGAUGGCAGUAGUUAUUUAAAUAAAAUAAUUAUAUAGAUUAUUGUAGUAAGGUUUGUACAGUAUAUGCUAUGAAAAUAAA
Pieris rapae (cabbage white) is the source of this 945-nucleotide messenger RNA. It is a transcript of the gene mRpS7, whose product is annotated as 28S ribosomal protein S7, mitochondrial. NCBI's taxonomy places the organism in Eukaryota, Metazoa, Arthropoda, Insecta, Lepidoptera, Pieridae. Gene Ontology annotation, molecular function: mRNA binding; structural constituent of ribosome; rRNA binding. The transcript has 4 exons. Bases 167 to 877 code for a protein of 236 amino acids. Gene Ontology annotation, biological process: translation; ribosomal small subunit assembly. The record is from RefSeq and is a predicted model, not a curated record. Gene Ontology annotation, cellular component: ribosome.